AACAGAAAAGCCACAUUGCUUACAAACAACAGUAACACUGAUAAGAUAUUUUCCUGAUGAAGACAAACUAACAGAAUCCCCAUUUCCCAAUGGGAAAAAAAUAUUUCGCAGGGGAGAGUUGGAUACGGAGGGGGUUACCUGGUGCCAGUCUAAAUCAGUAAACAUUUCUACCCAAGGGCAGCUAAAUUCACCCUAUCGAAAGGGAGAGUAGGAAGAGCCAGUGAUUCUCACGGCGGUGGUAUUAUCAUCAUCAUAAUCUUCUUCGUUACUGGUAAACAGCACAGCAGGCAAACCCGACCUCUCAACUGUCCACAUUUUCGCCUCAUAUUUUUUGCGGUCUUCUGACAUAUGAAACAGGGCUGAAGUCACUGAAUAGCGACAGACAUUUGAGUUUCAGACUUCGGAUCUUUCCUGCGCUAAUCGGUUGAAAGGGUAUGGGGAAAUGUUAAGUUGUGCACUUCUGAACUUGGCAGUACUGUGUUUACGCAUAAAGUACAAAACACUGCCAGUCUAGAAUCACAACACUACAUAUAAUUGUUUCUGUUAUUUUGUCAGAAUAAACAUUGCGAUUAAGAACAGGAAUUAAACGAAGGGUAAAAACACGGCAUUGUCUUAAACGUUUUAAUUUAUGAGCUAAAGUUUUUGAACGCAAAAUAAAUAAACCUGCCCUCCACUGUAAACUACCACCUACCAAAGUAUUUUAUUUUAAAACAAACAACUUACGGCAAUGAUUAACAUCGAAUUUUAUUAAAAAACAGCGUCCGAAGCUGCACGUUAUUAGCUAUGGGGCAGCGGUGACUAUAAUAUUACAAAAAUAUUUACGCACAUAUAAAGAUAGUGUGUAAAUAUGCUGUGCGGAGGAUACAGUUAAAUCCUUUACACAAUUAAAGAUUUUGUUUAUCAAUAAACAAUGUAAAUAAAAGUGUAGGUUCACGCUACAGUACAAGGCCUGCGUGUGAAUUUGUGUUGGGAUUGCCAUCGUUCACUAAUACAUUCCAAAAAAUUUGUCCUAAAACUAGGAAAACAAUCCCAAGUGCAAAACCACAGAGACUGACAAAAUGCUCUGAAACAUCUACUUAGGUAGGUUUGAACACCUUGCACAGGCAGCGUGCAAUAGAAAAUCUCUCAUGAUCUGGACGGACACACGAUACCAUGCAGAGCUUCACAGACUGUGUUCGAAACCCUCAGGUAGGAUACGCACCACCUACCCAGCGACGUAAUAAACGCAGGAAAAAUAUUUUAUGAGUGUCUUGGCCAUCAAGUGCUACAAAUGCAAUGUAAAACACCACCAAAAUAUGAAUACAAAAUCCUUGGAAUAAAUUGCAAAGUUAUUUUUUUUUUCGCGGUACUUGUAAUUGAUAUCAUACUAAAUGAACAUAAUUAACAUUUACAAUUUUACAUCUUACUACAUUUGAUAGUUUGACUCUCAGGGGGAAAAAAUCGUAUAAGUUCUAUGUAUCCUACUUCGGAUAAUUAUAAAUGACUAAUGAUAACAAAUCAGCUGCCCUCUCUCUCUCCACAUUAUAAAGGACCAUCCCUGCUGCAAUAUCUCAUAGAAAUCCACCGUGCCUUUACGGUCCAGAAUUCUCUGUUCUUCUUAUUUUUGGAAAAUAAAAAUACUACUAGUAGUGCUGUUAUAAAAUAACAGUCUUCAAGAUAUGAUCCCCAAGUAAGAAUGCUCUUCCUGAUCCCCUCUGGUGCUGGUUGUAGAUCAGAAGUGAAAUGUUUGACUAAAUGUCCAUUCCUUUACAAUGGUACAAAAAAGGGUAAACAGAGGGCAGAGGUGGUUCGUUAUUAUUUCACCACUUCUACUGGAGGGAGCAGAGAGCUCUGGCUCAGGGAUCGCUUCUUCCGAAUGUCUUUAAGUGGCAUUUCUCCUGUGCAUUCUGGUAGCCCAAACAUACCUUGCGCAGGCUGCCAAAGCCCCCGUGACGAGCCUGGUGGAGAUUGGGUAGCCGUCAGUCUGGCCCAGCCUUUACAAUCAUUUCCACUACAGUGAUUCCUGACUUGUGCUACAAAGCCAAAGGAUCAUCAGCUUUAUGCACUGCAGCUGCCACCAACCUGCACAGAGUAAGGCCAGGCUAGCAUCCCUGCACUCUCCCUUCAUCUGAUUAACAGACAGCACACACAGUGAUUACAGAAAACAUAAAUAAAUAAGGAGACAGAGGUGAUCUCAACUACUGCCAAGUCUUGUUAUGUCUCACUUGAACCUGUACUACUGCUACCAUAAAGGACUUUAUUCUUAACCUCUCAGCUACAGCUAUACUGGGCUUGAGUUAGGUUGUUUCUACUGGGAGGGGGUAGGGAUCUGCCCACUUUAAAUAGCUGUUGUAAAGAUUACAGGAUUAUUCUAACAGCGCCUAAGAACAGCUCACGUUUCAUAUCCAACCCUGCUUUUUUACCUCAGACUUUCGGCGAUUUUAGAGCUGAUUUUUUUUUUUUUUUCGUUUUUCACCCUACUUUGAAGUUGGCUCCAGUUAAGUUAGCCGCAUUGGAUCCUACAACCUACUGUGAGACUCCGGUGUACAAUCCGGAUCUCUGUCCCAACAUGAUCGCAGCCCAGGCCAAACUAGUGUACCAUCUCAACAAGUACUACAACGAGAAGUGCCAGGCGCGCAAGGCGGCCAUUGCCAAAACUAUCCGGGAUGUCUGCAAGGUGGUCUCCGAUGUGCUCAAGGAGGUGGAGGUCCAAGAGCCGCGCUUCAUUAGCUCCCUGAACGAGAUGGAAAAUCGCUACGAGGGCCUCGAAGUCAUCUCACCCACAGAGUUCGAGGUGGUGCUCUAUCUGAACCAGAUGGGGGUCUUCAACUUUGUGGAUGAUGGUUCUUUGCCAGGGUGCGCGGUACUGAAGUUAAGUGAUGGCCGCAAAAGGAGCAUGUCCCUCUGGGUUGAAUUCAUCACAGCCUCUGGUUAUCUUUCGGCCCGCAAGAUCCGAUCCCGUUUUCAGACGCUGGUGGCGCAGGCCGUGGAUAAAUGUAGCUACCGAGACGUGGUGAAGAUGGUGGCAGACACCAGUGAGGUGAAACUGCGCAUAAGAGACCGUUAUGUUGUCCAGAUCACCCCUGCGUUUAAGUGUGCGGGCAUCUGGCCACGAAGUGCAGCACACUGGCCCUUGCCUCAUAUCCCUUGGCCGGGACCAAAUAGGGUAGCUGAGGUCAAGGCGGAAGGCUUCAACAUGCUCUCCAAGGAGUGCCACUCGCUAGCCGGUAAGCAAAGCUCUGCAGAAAGUGACGCCUGGGUACUGCAGUUUGCAGAGGCCGAGAACCGCCUGCUGAUGGGCGGCUGCCGCAAGAAGUGCCUCUCUAUUCUCAAGACUUUGCGGGAUCGCCACUUGGAACUGCCGGGCCAGCCCCUCAACAACUACCACAUGAAAACGCUGGUUUCCUACGAGUGUGAGAAACAUCCCCGGGAGUCUGACUGGGACGAGUCAUGCCUGGGAGACAGGCUCAACGGCAUCCUGCUGCAGCUCAUCUCCUGUCUCCAGUGCCGCCGAUGUCCCCAUUACUUCCUACCCAACCUCGACCUCUUCCAAGGCAAGCCGCAUUCGGCGCUGGAAAAUGCGGCCAAGCAGACGUGGCGCCUGGCACGGGAGAUCCUGACCAACCCCAAAAGCCUAGAGAAACUAUAGCUAAACAAUAAAACCUACACCUGAGAAGGAUGCACUAUUGGGUUCGAGGCUUGCAAAUGGAGAGCACACGCCUGAGUCAGGCUACUAGCGAGGGACACUGUCCAAAAUGCUGCUGUGGGAGACAUCAGCUAUAUUUUAGGUGCCAGUUACACUAGCUACACUCUCCUGCUGUGGUGCAAAGCCUAAAAGACACACAGAGACUAGAUAAAAUAAAAAGCACUAACUUCAAUGUUUGGCACUUUGCUUUUGUCGAUGGUUCCGUUCAGCUUUGUUUCAUGGAAAAACUUGGUACAAAACUCUGAACUGCUUUUAUGGUUGGUGCUCUUGUCCCGUUCUGGGAGACUGGAUCUUUUUAUCCUUUUCUUUUACGAGGAGGGAGACUGGAUCUUAUGGUCCUUUAUUUCCGAAGGAUUUCAGCCGAGUUUUCCAUUCAUGCAAAAAAUGGGCUCAUUAAUUACUGCCAACUUUUUUCUCCAUUGGCAACAGAUAAAUAUAGGAAAACAUAGUUUUGGAUAUAUGAACCUUGGACAGUAUUUAGACUGUGUACUUUUUAUUAAAAUAUUCAAAUACAUAUUAUAUAUAUAUAUAUAUUGUGAACUUAAAUUGUCCUUAAACUUGUGACCGUUGGUGUAUUUGUGAGUCGACGACUGACGUUAAAUUACGGAUGCUUCAGGAGAAGAAUACCGUUAAAGGUAGAUUUUAUCAUGGGACUUUUGCUUAUCGUCUUUUGCAGUGUCUAAAUUAAAAACAAGCAAAGUUUACAUUUUCUUUUGGAAGUAUUACUUGUUUUGUUUUAAACAUUCCAUAAAUAUACUUGAAUUAUUUAAAUAUAUUCAACUGAUUUUUUUAUUCUGUCUAUGAGAUAAGGCUUGAAUAUUGGACUUUAUAUAUUUUAAAAUGCACUUGACAAACACUGGAUUACAUUCUGUGAGUUUUUAAAAAAUGUUGCUGGAUUUAUUUAAAUACAAGACAAUAAAUGAAUUAAAAAAUGG
Messenger RNA from Protopterus annectens (West African lungfish), 4620 nucleotides. Its product is annotated as putative nucleotidyltransferase MAB21L1. The transcript has a single exon. The coding region runs from base 2549 to 3628 and encodes 359 amino acids. The record is from RefSeq and is a predicted model, not a curated record. NCBI's taxonomy places the organism in Eukaryota, Metazoa, Chordata, Ceratodontiformes, Protopteridae.